This is a messenger RNA of Iphiclides podalirius (scarce swallowtail), 597 nucleotides long. Lineage: Eukaryota; Metazoa; Arthropoda; Insecta; Lepidoptera; Papilionidae. The record is from the annotation of a GenBank genome assembly.
AUGCUCAAGCUGUGUAUUAUACUCAUCGCGCUUGCGGUUGCCAAUUGCGAGUUCAGGUGUGCCCGCACCCACAAAGCGGGGCCUUGCAGACACCGCCACCGCCAGCACGGACAGAAUCACCGCCUCUACGACCGAGUCUUCAAGGAGCUCUCGUCCAGCGUGAUAGCCACAGAUCGGGAGUACCAAGCCGCCUGCGACCCCAACCACACCGUCAGCGAGUAUUACGGCCUCGACUUCUACACGCUGAGGUACUCGCUCGCCGAAUUCGGAGACGAGAGUGUCGCGAUAAAAACGAGGCAUCGUGUGGUGUACCUCAGCGCUCGGAACUCGACCACGGUGUUUAACGACAUCAGAAUACUACCGAGUGUCGUGGACGCGCAGAGCGGCCAGUGGUACAUGGAGGGCGGUGAACUGGUUCUACACUUCAAUUACAGGAGACCACCUAAGACUGAGACGUUGCUGACAUGCGACGCGUUUGUGGAGGAGCGGGUUCGUCAAGUGGCCAAAUUCAGUACAGGUAUCGAGUUAAGGGGCAUGGACUCGGCCCGCUAUGGUGCUGCGACCGACUCCUCCAUAGUUUUCAGUGAAAAUGUCGUA